Styela clava is the source of this 867-nucleotide messenger RNA. The record is from RefSeq and is a predicted model, not a curated record. Lineage: Eukaryota; Metazoa; Chordata; Ascidiacea; Stolidobranchia; Styelidae.
AUGAAAGAAGUUGAUCCACUAUCACUGCAACAAUGCGUAGAAUAUAUUUACACUGGUGAAUUGUCUACUACUGAUGAAAAUGCUGAAUCUUUGAUGUACGUGGCUGAAUUACUACAGUUGAAAGAUGUCUGUGAAGGCAUCGUUGAUUCACUUGAAGAAAAUCUCGAAUCAUCUGCAGAAUCAUUCUUUGUGACAAAAAGAAUCGCAAACCUGUACAAUUACAAAGAAUUGAUGCAAAAAUGCGAGAAGUUCAUGUUGGAUAAAUUUGAAGAAAUUGCAGUUCUUGAUGAGUUCAAGGAAAUAGAAGAAAAGGAAUUUGUUAGAUUGAUCAAGUCACAAGAAAACAAGCCGAUGGUGAAGUCAUGCGAUGAAUGCUCUCACACGCUAUGCAUCUCCAUGCUGGACAGCUUAAACAUUGGUGCUUCAAAUGUUCUCUCUGCUGAAAAUAUAAAACAAGAAGGAAAAGAAGCAAUCGCAGUGUUUGAUAAAAACUCGAAGAGCCUUCAAUGCUUUGACCCACGGAAUAAUUCUUGGACCAAAAUGCAGAACCCACCUGGAUCAGAAUUUCGCUUUUCUGCUGUGGCUCUUGGUGACUACAUUUAUGUUCUAAUGGGAGAUCGAUCUGUCCAUCGACUGAAAUACUCAGAUCAUGAAGCUACUUGGGAGAGAAUGAAUGAUAUGAUGUAUAGCCAUGGAGAUUGUCCUCAUGUUGCUGUUUUACCUGGAAACCUCUACGUUAUUGGUGAACUUGAUAGUUACUCAAAAUCAGUUGAAAAAGAUCUAGCUGGACCAAUAAAUGCUCUGCUUUACAGUAAUAAGGGCAUCGGACAAAACGGCGGAGUAUUUAACGCAUCAAAAGGAGCAUAA